Messenger RNA from Manis javanica (Malayan pangolin), 1031 nucleotides. The record is from RefSeq and is a predicted model, not a curated record. Lineage: Eukaryota; Metazoa; Chordata; Mammalia; Pholidota; Manidae.
AUGGAUUAUGGAAAUCAAACUUUGGUGACUGAAUUUUUCCUCAUGGGCUUACCUGAUCGCUUUCCGCAGCAGGUGCUCUUUGGGAUAUUUCUCGUGGUUUAUCUCAUCACUGUUCUGGGAAACCUGGGGAUCAUCACCCUCCUUUGGCUGGAUUCCCGACUCCACACCCCCAUGUAUUUUUUCCUCAGUCACUUGUCUUUUGUGGAUGUCUGCUUGUCUUCCGUCAUUGGUCCCAAGAUGUUGAUGGACAUCUUUAUGGAGAAGAAAGUAAUCUCUUUCUUUGGUUGUUCUGCCCAGUUAUGGUUUCUUGGUCAGUGUGCAGUGACUGAGUGUUUCCUCCUGGCUUCCAUGGCAUAUGAUAGGUACACAGCCAUCUGUAAGCCAUUGUUGUACAUGCUCUUUAUGUCCCAGCGGGUCUGUGUGCAGCUGGUGGUCGGGCCCUAUGGCAUGGGUCUCAUAAGUGCCAUGACCCAUACAACACUUGCCUUUCACCUGUCUUACUGUGGCCCCCAAAUCAUCAAUCACUUUUUCUGUGACCUUCUUCCUGUUCUCUCCCUGGCAUGUGCAGACACCCAGGUCAAUAAACUUGUACUGUUUACCUUGGCUAGAGCUCUAGGAGUGCUCAGUGGUAUGAUCAUCUCAGUUUCCUACGUUUACAUCCUCACUGCCAUCCUGAGGAUACGCUCAGCCGAGGGGAGGCACAAGGCCUUCUCCACCUGCUCUUCACACCUGACGGCCGUCUCCAUCCUUUAUGGGACACUCUUCUUUAUCUAUGUACGUCCGAGUUCUAGUUUCUCCCUGGACAUCAAUAAAGUAGUUUCUGUAUUUUACACAGCCAUGAUUCGCAUGUUAAAUCCCCUUAUCUACAGCCUGAGAAACAAGGAAGUCAAGGAUUCAUUCAGAAGGACGUUUGAAAGGAAGAAGUUUCUUGUGGGUAGAUAGCUAGAACACCAUUUGUACUGCAGGUUGAGAGGGAAUGCAUAUGCAAGAUGCAGGAACAUGGGUGAGGUGUUUUGUGUCCUGCUUUUAUG